Messenger RNA from Metarhizium acridum CQMa 102, 2157 nucleotides. The record is from RefSeq and is a predicted model, not a curated record. NCBI's taxonomy places the organism in Eukaryota, Fungi, Ascomycota, Sordariomycetes, Hypocreales, Clavicipitaceae.
AUGGUGAAGCGAAAAGUUGCAGCACUGGAGAAGCUCGAUGCAGACUUGCAGUGGGAGCAAUACGAGUCCCAGCGCGAGAUCUUCCUAACGAACCCGACCGGCGGGACGGCCGACUCGAUCGAAACCUUUCACAACAUGAUUGACUUGAUUGCCCACGUCGCCGACUGCUACCCCGAAGAGACGAAGACGUAUCCAGAUGACUUAAAGUUGAUCUUGAACGAACACCAUGUUGUGCUGCAUCCCGACCUGAGGGACAAGGUCGUGGGGAGUCUUGUGCUUUUACGACGCAAGGACGUCAUCGACUCCGCGAACCUCCUGACGACCUUGUUCCCCAUCCUUGUGUCGUCGCCGAGCAAGACGCUGCGCGAACUUCUGUUUCAGAAAAUCCUGAGCGACAUGAGGAAUUCAAAUUCCAAGUCGAUCAAUCACCCGCUGAAUCGGACCGUUCAGACUGUUCUGUACAACUUGGUUACUGCAGAUCGAUCCUCGCCGAGGGCCAUUUGGGCCAUCAAGCUGACGCGCGAACUGUGGAAGCGACAAAUCUGGACGGACGCCAAGCCCGUGGACGUCAUGAAGGAGGCGUGCUUGUCGGACAACGAGAAGGUGGUGAUUGGCGCCACGCGCUUCUUCCUUGGCGGAGACAAGGAAAGAGAGGAGUUGGAAGACGACAGCAGCGACGACGAAGUUGACUUGUCCAAGAUCAGGCACCAAAUCGGCAUCAACAAGAAGACCAAGAAGCAGAAGAAGACGUAUGACAAGGCGGUGAACAAGGUCCGGCGAGACCAGCAGAAGAAGGCCAAGCCUCACCCGUUGAACUUUUCGGCUCUUCACUUGCUACAUGACCCCCAGGGGUUUGUGGAGCAGCUCUUCUCAAAACAUCUUCAAAACACAAAGUCCAAAUUAUCACUCGACUCGAAGCUUCUGGUGCUGCAACUGGUUACGCGACUGGUUGGCCUACACAAGCUCACAGUCGUCGCGUUAUACUCCUGGUUCAUCAAGUACCUCACCCCUCGACAACACUCCGUCACCUCUAUCCUAGCAUCACUGGCGCAAGGAACCCACAGCUUGGUCCCCCCCGAUGUUCUCGAACCGCUCAUCCAAAAGAUUGCCAACGAAUUCGUCUCGGAAGCAGCAGCAGCAGAAGUCGCCGCCGCCGGCUUGAACUCGAUUCGCGAGAUUUGCGCCCGGCAGCCGCUGGCCAUGACAGACACUCUUCUGCAGGACCUGGUUCAAUACCGCAAGAGCAAAGACAAGGGCGUCAUGAUGGCCGCCAAGGGUCUGCUGUCCCUCUACAGAGAAGUCGGCGCGGAGCUGCUCCAAAGGAAGGACCGGGGCAAGAAUGCCACAAUCGGCCUCAAGAACGGGCUGCAGCACCAGCAAAAGUUUGGCGAAGAAGCGGUUGGCAGCAUAGAGGGGCUCGACCUCCUGGCCAAGUGGAAGGACGAGGAGAAGAAGAGGAGGCGGCUGGAAAAGGGCCUCCCAGAAACCGCCGGCAGCGCCGAGGAAAAGGACAAUGAGGAAGACGACUUCGACUCGGACGAGUGGGAAGUCGGCUCCGACGACAGCAGCGACUCGGGCGGCGAAUGGAUCAACGUCGAGCACUCGGACGACGAGGCGCCGGCCGCCAAGAAGCAAAAGAAGGCAGACGGCGCCUCGGACACGGACCACGAACCGUCCUCCACCGCCGCCCAGCUCGAGCGCAUGCAGCUCCUCGCCACCACCACCAUCCUCACGCCCGCCGACCUCGCCAAGCUGCAGGAACUCCGCGCCGCGGCCGCCAUCGAGUCGGCCGCGUCCGGCCACCGCAGGCGCAACAACCCCGACUCCAGCAGACACACCGACGACGGCCUCACCGCAGAGAACAUCGAAGCGCCCGCCAAGCUGCGCAAGCUGACAAAGGAAGAAAAGGUGGCGCUCGCAAAGGAGGGCAAGCCCGACCGCGAGGAGCACAAGUCCACGCAGGCCAUCAAGAAGAGCAAGAAGGAGGCCGCGGGCAAGAGCACGAGCAACAGGGAAAAGGCGAGGAAGAAGAACUUCCUCAUGACGCUGGGCAAAGCAAAGAGCAAGCAGAAGAGGAGCCUGGUAGAGACGAGGAAAGUGCUGAGGGGCCAUGUCGAAAGGAGUACCAGGGGCGGGAGGAGGAGGAACUUUGCCUAG